Molecule: messenger RNA, 4291 nt
Organism: Periophthalmus magnuspinnatus
Lineage: Eukaryota; Metazoa; Chordata; Actinopteri; Gobiiformes; Gobiidae
Gene: raraa
Product: retinoic acid receptor, alpha a
Exons: 10
Coding region: 976-2319 (447 amino acids)
Biological process (GO): regulation of transcription by RNA polymerase II; cellular response to corticotropin-releasing hormone stimulus; retinoic acid receptor signaling pathway
Cellular component (GO): nucleus; transcription regulator complex
Molecular function (GO): RNA polymerase II cis-regulatory region sequence-specific DNA binding; nuclear receptor activity; nuclear glucocorticoid receptor binding
Source: RefSeq, a predicted model, not a curated record
AGGAUUUCACAGCCAGAGAACGUGACUGCAAUGGUUGCCUGCGCGUAAGCUGUGCCAAACUUGUCUUUUGUGUGACAGCGGUUCGCCGUCGUUUUACCUGUGCUUUUUCAGGAACAUAAUUCUUCUCAACAUCGCGGAGGCUGUCGCUGUCCGGACAUUUGAGAGACAACGGGAAAACUUUAAAAAGAGUCGCGCAACGGACUGUUCCAGCUGCGCCCGCUGAACUUCCAGCAGCAAAAAGCCCGAGAGAGCUCCCGGAGGAGGAGUCAACAGGUCCAGCAGCAGAGGGGCUGGUCUGAGGAAUCGAUGAGGGCAGUCCUGCAGCCGGGAGCCCAGUUGGCCGAAGCACACAGCACUCAAUCAGUCUGAGCAGCAGCACCUUUGUGAGGCUGGAGGCGACCAACUGAGGCCCGGGAGCGAGCAGGAGGCCCAUCUGAGGAGAAGAGCUUUGGCAUCAUGUGAUCGGUGCAUUCCCUGCAGUGGAAGGCUGAAAUCCCCCUUUUAUUUUCUUUCAAAGGCAAACCACUAGCGCCCCUAUCACCACUAUCUACUACUCCUGAACCUGACUGCAGCCAAAAGUCCACCCCUGCUUGACUCGACUUGCCUCUGCUCCUUCAUCUUGCGAGAUAAGGCAUGGCUGUGCUCCUUUUCUUUGACGCCUCUCUCAAAUAAGACCCUUUCAAACCCGAGAAGGACGGGGAUAAAACACUGGUCACCCCCCUCUUUUAGAACUUGUGUCUUUUUUAUCUUUGUUUCCUUAGUAACUCAACCCUUGACACACACAUUCACUAAAUCAACACAUUUUUUUUUUUUUUUUACUGUUUGACAUCUAAGGCGAGGACAACAGCGUUCAAGUUUCCACGCCUGGAGUGUGCAGUGGAAUAACUUCUCUUGUCCAUGGCGGAUUAAAUUUGCUUCUACGAUUUGUAUUUUUGCAAUCAGAUUUAGUUGACUCUAAGGGGGACUUGAACUACAAUGGCUGGGAAGGGCAACCCAGUACCAGGCCCCCAUUUAAAUGGCUUCCCAAUGCCCACCUACUCGUACUUUUUCCCUCACAUGCUGGGAAGCCUGUCUCCUCCAGCUCUGCCAGGAUUGUCUAUUAGUGGAUACAGCACACCAUCACCAGCAACGAUAGAGACGCAGAGUACCAGCUCAGAGGAGAUAGUGCCAAGCCCCCCCUCGCCACCCCCGCCACCCCGCGUCUACAAGCCCUGCUUUGUGUGCCAGGACAAGUCCUCAGGGUACCACUAUGGUGUCAGCGCCUGCGAGGGAUGCAAGGGCUUCUUUCGACGAAGCAUCCAGAAAAACAUGGUGUACACCUGUCACCGGGAAAAGAACUGCAUCAUCAACAAAGUCACACGCAACCGCUGUCAGUACUGCCGGCUGCAGAAGUGCCUGGAAGUGGGAAUGUCCAAGGAGUCGGUGAGGAAUGACAGGAACAAGAAGAAGAAGGAUGAGAAGAAGCAGGAGUGCACAGAGAGCUACGUUUUGAGUCCAGACACGGAGCAGAUGAUCGACCGGGUUCGAAAGGCUCACCAGGAGACCUUCCCCUCCCUGUGCCAGCUCGGAAAAUACACUACGACUAACAGCUCAGAACGACGUGUUUCUCUGGAUGUCGACCUAUGGGACAAGUUCAGCGAGCUCUCCACUAAAUGUAUCAUUAAAACAGUGGAGUUCGCCAAACAGUUGCCCGGCUUCACAACGCUCACCAUUGCAGACCAAAUCACUCUGCUCAAAGCAGCCUGUCUGGACAUCCUGAUAUUGCGGAUUUGUACGCGCUACACGCCAGAGCAGGAUACAAUGACCUUCUCCGAUGGACUCACGUUAAACAGGACCCAAAUGCACAACGCUGGCUUUGGGCCACUCACAGACUUAGUUUUUGCCUUUGCCAAUCAGCUUCUUCCUUUGGAGAUGGACGACGCAGAGACAGGACUGCUCAGUGCUAUCUGUUUGCUAUGUGGAGAUCGUCAGGACUUGGAGGAGGCGGAUAAAGUGGAUGUUUUGCAGGAGCCACUUCUGGAGGCGCUCAAGAUUUAUGUCAGGAAAAGGAGGCCCCACAAACCUCACAUGUUUCCCAAGAUGCUCAUGAAAAUCACAGAUCUGAGAAGCAUCAGUGCUAAAGGUGCUGAGCGUGUCAUCACUCUGAAAAUGGAGAUCCCUGGUUCGAUGCCUCCUCUGAUCCAGGAGAUGCUGGAGAACUCUGAGGGUUUGGAGAGUGGAGCAGCGGGUGGCCGGAGCUCAGGGGCUCCUCCAGGAAGCUGCAGUCCCAGUCUGUCCCCCAGCUCCGCCCAAAGCAGUCCAGCUACACAAUCACCAUAGACCUCAUGGACUUUUCACAAAACUGUGUCUACAUGGCACUCUGUCCUGCCUGGGAUGGUCCCAUCAAGGCUCUCAGAAGGCUUUGAUCCACCUCACAAACCAACCUCUUGCACGUCCUAAUCAAGUUCUCUCAUUCAGGAACAGUGUGGAGGUGAGGGCGGGACAGAGCACAUGAACACUGCUGACGGCCCUGUCUUCCACUAUGGAGACUGAACCUUCAGUGGUGCACACCAGCUCCAGCAGGAUGCCGCACUGGGACAGGUCAUCCCAGGAGCAUUCUAUAAGAACAAUGCAGACUCUGCAAACACAAGACACUUUUGUUGUACUCCUCAUCAGACUGUAACUGCAAGCUUGGGACUUGUCAGAAGACCCUUUCUCCUCAAAGACUGUGGGGGCUUCUUUUUUCCAACUUCAGAACAGAUUUCGUACAAAAGAUAUAUAAAUAUAUAUAGAAAAGCUAAGAACUGUUGCGAUUGAUGUGUCCAGGAGAAGGCGGCAGGCGAGAUGGGGACAUGUUUUCUGAGAUUAGAAGUUGAUGUAUUCUUCACUGUUUCAAUCUUUUCAUACCCAUCAAGAGUAUUGAGAGAUGUUUCAGUUUCAGCACAUUUGUACAUGAUUAACAGAAAGCAUUGAUUCUUGACUUUAUUGUGCAUACACAGAUUGAAACACGCACACACACUCAAAUGUGCACAGAAAACAAGUCGCAGUGAAUAUCACCUCCUAUUCCAGGUUGGAUUGAAAAAUGAUUGUAUGAACUUGGUUGUAUGAUAUGGUCACAGGUCCUUUCAAGAAAACAGAUGAAUGAAGAUUCAUGAUUAAGGUGUAUUUUAAGUAGCCUUUGAGUUUGUGUAUAUAAGCUGUAUUCAUUUCUUUAAAACUAUGAAGAGUUUAGGCUUCACCUGAUUUUUUAAGAAUACCUUUUAUGUGAUUUGUUUAUAGGUUUGUGAUUCAAGAAAAAAUACAUUUUGAGCACAUUUACUGAAGGAAAUUCUGUCAUGUCUUGUGUCCUACUAAAUACUGGACAGGCCUUUUUAACCAAUCACUGGCUGUUCAGAAUUUGGCUUUCACUGAUCCCUCCACUUUCAAAUCCAUUUGUUGAAUACAGUACACAAAGUAGCACUCCAGUUGGGGCAUAGCUUUUGGCCAUGUAGCAGAACGAGAUGUUUGAGAAAGUGGUGAGAGAGCUGCUUUAAGCCUGCUGCAGCUUUAAAGAUGAAAUGUGAAGAAUGGUGUAAAUACACACUGUAAUAAACACAAGUGGUUCUCCAUACUUCUAUAAAUUGAUCAGUAAUGUUUUAUGGAAGAGGAAAAAGAUUGUCGUGAUCCUUCUGCUUUUGUCAGUGGUCCAGGCAAAGUGAAGCUCCCAAAUGUGAUGUCUCUCCUUCACCUGAAGCCCGUGGUUCAAACCAACAUGUGACUUUUGCUGCCAGACCCAGAGCAACCUCACACCCUGUGAUUCACUUAAUGCCAAAACGCCUUCACCAUUAGAAACCUGCAUCUGUCCAAACCGUCGUUACUGUACACACACCAAUGUCUCAGGAAGGAAUCAUUGUGUGUGCCUGGCCUGUCUCUUUGUAUUGUUCUGUGCACCUUCUCAGCCCCGUUCUUCACAAAUGCACAUGUUCACACACACUGCUACUGAGCCCCUCUCUUAAUCACUCGUCUCUUGGGACUUGUACAGAGACACUGACCCUUGAACACAUAGGAUGCCAGUGUGGAGACUCUCUCUCUCUCUGAAUCACAUGUAUGUGUUAUUUUUAUUUGUACGGUCAAAGCUGCUUUCAUCAUUUAUUUAGUAUUUUUAUCUGUCCAGAACGGCGCACAACUUUCCCUCCACAGCUGAUCUGGAAUAGCAACAAACACAUCAGUUUGAGAAGUAUGAAAUAUGUUGCAAAUUUUGUCAAGAUUAUCAAGCGACUUUGAAAAAAAAGACAAAACAACAAAAAAUAAAAAUAAAAUGAACAUUUAAUAA